This is a messenger RNA of Xyrauchen texanus (razorback sucker), 691 nucleotides long. RefSeq names its product EF-hand calcium-binding domain-containing protein 10 (gene efcab10). Gene Ontology annotation, molecular function: calcium ion binding. NCBI's taxonomy places the organism in Eukaryota, Metazoa, Chordata, Actinopteri, Cypriniformes, Catostomidae. Bases 11 to 412 code for a protein of 133 amino acids. The record is from RefSeq and is a predicted model, not a curated record. The transcript is spliced from 4 exons.
ACUGCCCAAGAUGUCAACGCCACGAGAGCAAGAGGCAGCAGAAUACCUCAAGAAACACAACAUUAGUGACCUGAUGGAUAAUUUAACUAGUAUGCUUUUCUUCUACAGACCAGAGCGCCCUAGGGAAUUUCUGAUUGACCAGUUGGAAAAGCUCAAAGUGUCCAAACUCCGUCCAGGGGACUGUCCAUGUCUCUUUAAUGACUCCAAUUUAGAAGCACUGUUCGGAAUCCUGGAUCCUUCCCAUCAAGGUUACAUCACUUAUGGUCAAUACAAAGAAGCACUGAAGACACUUGGUAUCAAGAAUUUCAAUGAGUUCCCAGAUGGAACUAGUGAUGACAGAAUAUCACAGGAGACAUUCAUAAGAGAGGCGAAAGAAGGGCUGCUCAGAAUUACAGCAACAUUCCAGGCAUAGGUUUUCUUUUGGGAAUUCAAAACAUAAGGACAUCUCUGUUCUUAUUAGCAUAAUAAGCAUCUUUAUAACUGUUUUUGCAUUAAAAUAGUGAUUUAGAUGGAAAACAUUUCCAUAUAUGUAUUCAAAUGUGAUUUGAAAUAAACCAAAUACCUUGUGCAAAUAGAAUGUUUUCACAUGUCCCACACCAUGCUAUCUAUCUAUCUAUCUAUCUAUCUAUCUAUCUAUCUAUCUAUCUAUCUAUCUAUCUAUCUAUCUAUCUAUUCUGUCAGUCUCUCUGUC